CUCUUCAUUCUGUCAUAUCACUGUUAAGUUAAAACAAGUCAUAUUUAAUAUAUUCCAGUGCUAUUUUUUCAUCAUUCAAUUUAUUAUUAUUAUUAUUAUUUUAUUAGUUUUUUGUCAUUGUGAUAAGUAUUGUAAUAAACUAAAUUAUCAGUGACUAAAAAAUAAUAAUAAUUCAAGUGGUUAUCAGCAGAGGGAUGAAGGAAUGCUUACUGCCCAUUUUAUUUGUUCUAAUUACAUUUUCAACUCCAGGAGAAACCGACGUCGUCUCUUUCGCCACAGUAAAGACAUGGGCGCACAAACUUGGCUUCGAGCUUUCACAGCUGGGAAAAUACGUGACGAAUGUUCAAAAAUUCGAAGAAAGCUACAAGCAGGCUGACGUUAAAGCACAUGAUGGCAGUGCUCUUGUCCAUGAGAUUGCCAAAGAUAUCAAAGAAAUGAUGGAAUCAAAAAUAUCAGCUAUCAAAAGGAUAAUGGACAUAGCAGAAACAUCAGCACUGUCAUCAAAAGACGAGAUACCUGGUCAAGAAUUUCAGUAUGUAAACGCAAAAAAUAAUAAUAUUGAGUUUGACUUCAGUCGGCACUUUGGUGGUGAAGUGAACGUCAGUAAAUCAGCGGUACAUGUACCGACAAAUGUUUAUGAUCGUGCACCAGAUGUCAUUAAGGCGAUAAAGUGGUCUGAGGAAUUAGAUCAAACGUUUAUAAAUAAUUAUGAACAUGAUCCAUCAUUGUCGUGGCAAUACUUUGGUAGUGCUACGGGUUUUAUGCGACAAUAUCCAGCAACAACGUGGAAUCCAAAGCCAGUCGAUCUGUUUGAUUGUAGAACACGUGGUUGGUAUAUUGAAGCUGCGACAAGUCCGAAAGAUAUAUUAAUUCUGGUUGAUGUGUCGGGUAGCAUGACAGGAAUGCGUAAAGAAAUAGCACGACAUGUCGUAAACAAUAUCCUGGAUACACUUGGAAACAAUGAUUUUGUUAACAUAAUAUUGUUUUCCAAUGAAACUCAUGAGGUAGUUCCCUGUUUUAAUGAUACUCUUGUACAAGCAAACUUGGCAAAUGUUCGUGAAUUAAAAGAGGCAAUAUCUACUAUUAAAACUGAUAGGAUUGCUAAUUUUUCACUGGUAUUAAACCAAUCGUUCAGAUUACUCGAGCGUUUUCGUUUGAAUAAAGAAGGUGCUGCAUGUAAUCAAGCGAUAAUGCUUAUCACCGAUGGAGUACCAUAUAAUUUCAAGGAAAUAUUUCAAGAGUGGAAUUGGAACAAUACUGAUGAACCAGACAAAACUGAUAUGCCUGUUAGAGUUUUCACUUAUCUAAUAGGGAGAGAAGUUACUGAUGUCAGAGAAGUUAAGUGGAUGGCAUGUGCUAAUCGGGGUUACUAUGUACAUUUAUCGACUUAUGCUGAAGUCAGAGAACAGGUAUUGAAUUAUGUACCGGUAAUGGCAAGACCUUUAGUACUAGGAAAAACAGAUCAUCCAACAAUAUGGACACCAGUAUAUGCAGAUAUAACAGAUCCGAAAAUGACAGACUGGCUUUGGGAGCAAAUAGAAUGCGAAAAACAGAAAGAAUUAUUUCUGGCUUAUCGUAGAGACAGAAAAUUAUUCAACUCUAAAGAUCAGAAGGAUCGACGAUUUGUUCAUAAACCUAAAAAACAACAUCACAGUCAUAAUGAUCCUGAUUUACAGGAGUAUCAAUUAAUGACAUCUGUCAGUAUGCCUGUGUACGAUCGACGGGAAAACGCGAAUAUCACCGAGCUAGUGCUGAUAAAGGAAGCCUACUGGAUCCCUCAGACAAGAGAGACUAGAAUUGCUGAUUUACUUGGAGUCGCUGGGACGGAUGUGCCGAUACAAGAAAUACAGAAACUCAUGAUGCCACAUAUGUUGGGCGUUAAUGGAUUUGCUUUUAUCGUAACUAACAAUGGUUACGUUCUCAUUCAUCCUGAUCUCAGGCCAGUGUUUCAAGGUAUACUGAAACCAUCAUACAAUGCUGUCGAUAUGGCCGAAGUUGAGUUAAUGGACUCGGGUAAAGGUCCACGUGAAUUUGAUGAGGGAAUAUUAACCUUCCGAGACGAAGUUAUCGAUCAGUUAAAUGGUAGUGUAGUACUCCAUACCAAGUAUCACUAUGACGAUAUGAAACGAGUUGGUAGAGUAAAAAGAAAAUAUGAUUACACUGCUAUUGAUAAUACGCCCUUUACACUAGUGGUUUCUUUGCCAGAACACGGUCACGGCAGUUAUCGUGUUCAUGCCACUGAGGAAAUACAUCGCGCUCACGUUAAUGGACAAAAUGCGACAGAUUAUUUUGCUGACAGCAACUGGCGGGUACAUCCAGAUUGGAUUUAUUGCAAAUAUCAUUAUGAAGAUGCACAUAAAGAUAAAUAUAAUUCAUCUGAACAAUUACUUGUGCAUUUUUUGACACGGACCCGUCAGCCGGGUUGGUUUUGGAGCGACAGAAAGCUGCCGUCUCAACCACCGGAAUAUUCUGUCUCUGGUUCGGCUAGUUCAGGAUCACAUUCGAAUCCAAAUACUUCAGAUAAAAAUUCAUACUACUGUGACAGAGUACUUUUACAAAGUCUGGUUCACGAUGCUAAGGUAACCGAAUGGUUUGCAAACAUCAACCAGACUCGCGAAGAAAAAGGACCUUUAGCUAGGCUGAUGAACCUCCUGCCCAGGAAACAAUUUCAACAACGUUUUGGGUUUACACUUGCAUUUAUGGCAACACACAGUGGGUUGACAAGGUGGCAAGAUUUUCCGUUAGAUGAUUUACAAGAAUCAAUACCAGCGGAAGAUCAUUUUAGUAGAUUAUAUCCACGGGCUAUUGAUGAAAUUUGGUAUAAACGUGCUGUUGAGCAGUAUUACGUUCAACCAGAUAGCUUUGUAUUCUCAGUCCCACUUGAUGAAGAAGGAGCUGAUAAUACAACACUCGUUACUGCUAGUCGAGCUAUUUUUAUAGGUGAAGGAAAUGCUAAGGCACCGGCAGCAGUAGUUGGGUUUCAAUUUCAGCAUACAGCUCUUCGAAAACUGUUCCACAAUAUAACGUCUACCUGCGAUAAAGCAAUCAAUUGCCCUCGUAAUUGUAAUGACAGCAGUCUAGCUUGUUACCUGAUUGAUAAUAACGGAUACAUUAUCGCUGCGAAACAAGAAUCAGACGCUGGUAAAUUUUUCGGUCAAGUCAGAGGUCCUGUGAUGAAUAGUUUAGUCGACGAAGGUAUUUUUAGUAAAAUUAGAAUAUUCGAUUACCAAGGGGUCUGUUUUAAAAAUAUUCACCAUCCUAAUUCCGGUAGUUUAAUUUUUACGCCAUUUAAGAAUAUACAGAAAGCCGCUAGCUGGCUUUUAGCUCAAUUAGUAUGGACAUGGGCUAAAGUAGGAUUCUGGCAAUCUGAUUACGCAUAUGGACAUACAUUCGAUUAUGAAAAUGAAGAAGACGGUCACAAUGAUUACGAAGAUAAUGACGACCGGACCUCUGAAGAAAAAGGGGAGAAAGCGUACGACCGUGUGAUUAUAAAUAGAACUAAACCACAGUCUUGUGACCAAGAAGUUUACCUCUAUUUAUUAAAAAAUAGUUCAACAAAAGUAUAUGACGUUGAUUUAGAUACAAGUAAAGAAUGCAGUCGGCCGUACGUCGUCCAACCUGUUGAUUUUAGUAAUAUGUUAUUAAUAGUUGUUGAUUUAAAUUGUCCAAAUACAGCAGAGCCGUACAUCGAUGUGGAACCUGCUGAAAUUAUUUACUUCAACACCACACUGGUUUGCCAAAAAGGUUUUACAAAUCUCAAGCGACGGAGGCCGUCGUCUUGCAUCAGAAAUCAUCCGCGGGAAAGUGAGAUAAAAGAUCGGUGUGGUCUCGCAUCGACGAUAGGACCCAACGCGGGUCUUCUUUUAAUACUCAUUAUUUCGGUAUUUACCAUCACAAGACUAAUACGUAAUUAAACAUUUUUAUUUAUUAUUAUAAUAUAGUAUAAGUAUACAUAAAUAAAAAAUUAAAUUUAUAAUUCUCCAUAAACGGUUCAGAGCCGAUGUCAAAUUAGUAAUUUUUGAUAUGAUAAAAUUACAUUUUAUUGAACUUGUAUUUAUUGCGUCGAUCGCGAAAAAUAGCCGCUAAAUUUAGGUCCGAAUGCUUUUUAAAUAAAAAAAAACAGAGAAAAAUUAAAAAAAAAAUUAACGUCACGGUUUAAAUAAUUUUAUGAUGUACAGCGUAAAUUAUAAGUAUUCUAUAGUAUAAAAUUAAAAAAUUGUUGCACGUAUUAUGUAAAAAAAAAAGAA
This is a messenger RNA of Microplitis mediator, 4247 nucleotides long. RefSeq names its product voltage-dependent calcium channel subunit alpha-2/delta-3 (gene stj). Gene Ontology annotation, cellular component: voltage-gated calcium channel complex. The coding region runs from base 195 to 3914 and encodes 1239 amino acids. The transcript is spliced from 17 exons. The record is from RefSeq and is a predicted model, not a curated record. Lineage: Eukaryota; Metazoa; Arthropoda; Insecta; Hymenoptera; Braconidae. Gene Ontology annotation, molecular function: voltage-gated calcium channel activity.